GCAGUGGCCAUGAUGACAGGAGGCGGGGCGGCAGUCACCUAGGCCUGGACCUGCGGCGUCGGCUGCGCGCGCAGAGGGCCCGGCGGGGCGUAGAGGCCGGGCUGACGAGUGGACGCUGCGGGUAUCCAAGGCGGGGCCUGGCGCGCAGGCGCUGACCCGACCUGGCAGUGAGCUGGCCGCGGCCUUGGCUGAGAGGCCUUAACCCCGCAGGCCGCAGCGCCUGCUUGCGAGUUGGGCCGCGGGCGCGGUAGGAGCCUACUCGGGGCGGCGGCGAUGGACGCCUUAGAAGAAGAGAGCUUUGCGCUGUCUUUCUCCUCCGCCUCUGAUGCAGAAUUUGAUGCUGUGGUUGGAUAUUUAGAGGACAUUAUCAUGGAUUACGAGUUCCAGUUAUUACAGAGAAACUUCAUGGACAAGUACUACCUGGAGUUUGAAGACACAGAAGAGAAUAAACUCACCUACACACCUAUUUUUAAUGAAUACAUUUCUUUGGUAGAAAAAUAUAUUGAAGAACAGCUGCUGCAGCGGAUUCCUGGGUUCAACAUGGCAGCUUUCACCACAACAUUACAGCACCAUAAGGAUGAAGUGGCUGGUGACAUAUUCGACAUGCUGCUCACUUUCACAGAUUUUCUGGCUUUUAAAGAAAUGUUUUUGGACUACAGAGCAGAAAAAGAAGGCCGAGGACUGGACUUAAGCAGUGGCUUAGUGGUGACUUCGUUGUGCAAAUCAUCUUCUGUGUCAGCUUCCCAGAACAAUCUGCGGCACUAGGUCCUACCUCCAGCCAAUGAAUGGGAUCAUUCUGGAUGUCACCAGCCCAAUAGGCCCAGCUCAUGAUGGCAGAACACAUCUUGGAAAGACUGACUCUGUUAUGUAACUCAUUUAUGUUAAGUAUUGAUAGGUCAAAACCAAAAAGACCUAACCCUCCUGGACCUAUUCCUCCUGAAACACCUUCUUGUAUUCAUUAACCAUAGUACUCCUCCCCUCCUCAAGUAGACACCUCUCUCAGGAGCUUCUGGGUCAGACGCCUCUGGAGCGAGCCCAUGUCAAGCACUCCACCUGGGGGGUCCUUCCCCAGCAUACCUGCUGGUGUGUAAGUGUGGACUAACCCACCGCCACCACCCUCUGUUCCAGCAGCCUCUGCAUCAAUCUUUGUGCACUUGCACCUCUUUUUCACAUGGGCCACAGUUUCAGUACUUCAGCCACAGUGGGGUUCCUGAUGUUUAUCUAGGGUGUUACUCAAGCCCAGCUUGAGAUUUCGGAAUCUCCUGUGAUCACAUCUUGUCUUGGCUGUAGGAAUCAACAGAAAGAGAUAUCCUCUACAUAAAAGGGUAUCUCUCUCCAUGUGAAGAGAUAUCCUCUCCAUGUGAAAAGCUACUCCUAGUCUUAACAUUUGCAGUCCUUGUGUCACUGUCUUCUGGUCCUGAUGUAGUCCCACUGUUUCUAGAUGUCUCUUUUAAGCAUUAUUUUUGGAAAAAAAAAAUAUUUUUAUAGAUGAAUACUCAGGCUAACCUAGUGGAUGUGAUCUUGGAACUUCCAUGAUUAUCCACUUAAAGAUCAAAGUAUUAUAUGCUGUGUGCUUUUUAGGUGUUAGUACUGUGAAGGCAAAAACGCUUUCUACAUUGGCAUUCAUUCCUAUUUUACUGGGCACCUAUGAAUGUAUGCUGUGUGCUAGAAAUAGGCUAAAAUAUUCUUAUAGCAUGUUAGUAUGUUUGCAUGUUUGCUGAAAAUCCUUUCUGUGUAGACCAGUUUGUAAGGUUCUCUGGGUUAGGUAGGGACUCUGCAGUUUCUUCCUGUCAAAAUAUCUCUUACUAAGAUGGUGUUCCACUGUCCAGCCCAGCAUGAGUAGCAGGUAGGGCACAGCUUUACUGGCUGUUUGUAUGCUUUGGUUUAGUGCAUUGUGUGGUAGAUUACUUACCAGAAAACAUAUAUGUCAUCUCUAGAAUGAAGAAAAAGCAUAGUAGUUCAAUUCCCAGUGUGUCCCUUUGAUUUUUUUAAUAGUAAAAAGAAUCUGUACUGACUUUUCACUUGGCCAUUCUGGUUUUAAAGGACAAGCUAUAAGCUUUACAUAAGCUCUGUUUUUCUGUACUGAUGUGUCACUUAUUAAAUACUUUUGUACCAUGAGUAAAAUUUGAGGUGUUUUGCAAGAACCACCAUUCUCAA
This is a messenger RNA of Chlorocebus sabaeus (green monkey), 2157 nucleotides long. RefSeq names its product ARF like GTPase 2 binding protein (gene ARL2BP). Lineage: Eukaryota; Metazoa; Chordata; Mammalia; Primates; Cercopithecidae. Gene Ontology annotation, cellular component: mitochondrial intermembrane space. Gene Ontology annotation, biological process: positive regulation of tyrosine phosphorylation of STAT protein; maintenance of protein location in nucleus. The record is from RefSeq and is a predicted model, not a curated record.